Lymnaea stagnalis (great pond snail) is the source of this 4731-nucleotide messenger RNA. The record is from the annotation of a GenBank genome assembly. NCBI's taxonomy places the organism in Eukaryota, Metazoa, Mollusca, Gastropoda, Lymnaeidae.
AUAAAAAUGGUGGACAGACACUCAGUAAUGUCUCUAUGAAGUUUUUUUUAUUAGCAUGGUAAUGCAGAGAAAUUAAGUUUUAUUGGUAGGAUUAAUAUAGAAUAAGUAAAAAUAAUAAUAAAUUGAAGAUCUAAUUUGAUAACAAAGUCAACAAAAGGUUAAACCAAACAGCUUCAAGAGUCUUCAUUUGAAUAUAUCAAUGAAAACAAAAGGACGUAAUUGAAAACAAAACAUGCUAUUCUCAGAUGUUGCAUCGUGUUGUGUCCAAUAAGCUUUGUCCGUCUCACCCCCCCCCCCUCUCGUUAAUAUAAACGCCGAACACAUCCCUUAUCUCAAGACUUUUUCAGUCUAAACCACUUGUCACAAUCACAAUCUCGAUAUCAAUCAUAACAGAGGAGACGUGGUUCACAUAUUAAUAGAGUCUAAUAUUUUAUUAUAGACAAUCAAAAUUAAAAAAAUAAAGUAUUAUAUUAAUCUCAAUACUUCAAUAACUAGCAUCUCUGGAUAAUCUUCUUUACUUCUUAAGCUUCAUAAUAUACUUAUAUAAACUUCGUGAAUUCACACAACUAUUUUUAUUCCACUUCCAUCUUGUCUCGUUCUUUCUCCUUCUUUGAUUGGCCAGUUUUUCUCAAGUCCCAAUACUCUGUAUGUUCUAUAAGUAAUAACUCCAAAACGACCGAUCUCCCAUAUUUCAUAUAUUCAUCUAAUCAUAUCUGUGACAUCACUCUCUGCCCCCUUUCUCUCUUCCCCUCUAUCUCUCUCUCUCUAUCUAUCUUUCUCUCACACGCUCUCUCUCUCUCUGUCCUUCAUACUCAUUUUUUUCUUGAUGAUUUGCUCAACUUCUUUGCUACAAGUUGCCUAAUCGUUUAUCUGCCUGACAUGGUACUUGUGUAGGACUGUUUUUAGUAACCACCAGCUGCCUCCUCAUUGUUUCUAGAUUUUAUUUACUAGAUCAUUGGUUCUCAACCUUCCUAAUGCCGCGACCCUUUAAUAAAGUUCUUCAAGUUUUUCUGAUCCCCCAAACACAAAAUUAUUUUCUUUGCUACUUCAUAACUGCAGGGUAUAUUUGUUUUCAGACGGUCUUACGCGACCCCUCUGAAAGGGCCAUUCGACGCCCAAAGGGGUCGCGACCCACAGGUUGAGAGCCACUGUACUAGAUGGUUCUGAUUGUAUUCAGCUUGCAGAUUGUAGCGGUAGAUUGGUUUUUGACCAGUGGCAUAUAUUUUAAAAAGCACCAAAUAAAAAAAAUAUCUUCUAAACGCUGACAAGCCUUAAUAUUUAUCUCCUGACUUCGGUCUCAUAGACGCUAGAAAUGUGUGUGUUUCUGUGGCUAUUGUGUAGUGACCGUAACCCAUAGACGACAUUAUCGGCUACAGGUAUAUCUAUGUUUUCAUAUAAAGUCAGCCGUUAUUUGGCAUUCUGUAUGCUCGUUGUUCUAUCACUGAAUAAACAUCUGUCCUUACAGGCAAGGGCAGAGAAAACAUUUCACUAACAAAGUUACUUUACUCAAAUGCACAUAAUCGAUGCUUCAUAAUUAUGACCUAAGCUCGUGCGCAAACUAGUUGGAGUUAAAUGUUUGUUUUUUUAUAUUUAAUUUUCAGGACAAUCUUCCAGGGGCGUAAACAUUUUCUUUUCUUUUACCAAUAUUACUACCUUUUAAAAUCUAUAAGUUAAUUUUUUUUCAUGUUUGUUUUUUUUUUCCCCAGACCAUUCCAAAAGGUAGGGCUUGGGUGAUUAAAGCAUCCGGUGGUAAAGUCCCCAGUCAGUUCGACAACAGGGCAUCGAUACAACUGACACUUCACGUGCCAGAUGCUAGAUGCAAUGAUGCAGGUUUAUACACCUGCAACGCCGGCUUUCGUCCAACAAAUGGUGUUUACGUAGCCAGCUGCUCUCAGAAUAGGACAUUUAAAGGUGAGGUUGUUUUUUUUUUCUUCUCUUCACUGUUCUUAUUCGCAUGACAGGCCUCAUGUUCAGAUUUACAGAGCUUGAAUAAGAUGUCUUCUGAAGCCUUCGUCUCUACCAGCCAUUGUUUGAGUCUCGCUGGUCACACUAUUUCCAUAGUAAUUGAUGCACUGCAUUCAAGUUGUGUAAAUGAAAUACACGAAUAAGGUAUGCUAAACUUGAACUCAUAGACAACGUGAACUUCAAGUUAAGCAUACCUUGUUCUUAUAUUUCAUUUACUAUUUCCAGCAGUUUGUGACAAGAUGCAAGUUUCAUAGUAGAGAUUAUGAGAUUUUUAUUUUAAAAAAUGAUAACUCUGAACCACAUUCUUUUGGAUGUCAAUAUCAGUAAUCUAAAUUGUCAUAAUGCUAUAAUAAUCCCGGCACUGACAUUUUUAUGACAAUUGACCGUUACCAGAAAUUUGAUCGAAAGAAAUUUCGUCGACGGUAAAUUGAUCGAAAGAAAUUUCGUCGACGGUAAAUUGAUCGACAGAAAUUUGAUCGAACGGAAAUUUGAUCUAAUCUUUUCUUUUUUUUUUUUCAGUUCACACGUUAAAAUUUUCGUCAAAUUUCUUUUUGAACGCACUAUACUCUAAAAUAAAACAAAAAAAUGCAUUCAAAAAGAAAUUUGAAGCAAAAUUUUAACGUAAAAACUGAUAAACAGUUGAAAUCGAUCAAGACCAUCGUGUUUUCAACACUUUUUUUUUAAGAUUGAUGAAAUUUUUUUUUUUCCUUGUUUUUCUUCUUCUCUACCACUUUUUUCUUCAUUUAUUAUUUUUGAUAUUUAAAAACGAUAUCAUUGAAAACAGUUUAAAGAAUCGUUGUUGUUUUUUUUUGUUUGUUUGAAAAUCUGUGCUAGUGAGAGCGCUAUGGUACAGAACAUUUUAUAUGUAUAUAUACCCCAAAAGAAGAGUUGCCAUUCUGUCACUUACUAAAUACACUACCUUGAAUGAUCUCGAUACCUUCGAUGCAUUGGAUCAUCCAUCCCCUGGCGUCGAAUCAGCAGUGUGGACGCAGAGUAUUGUUAGCAUGUAUUAAUAUUUUAUUUAAAAGUAAGAGUAAAGUAAUUUAUUUGGUAGAAUAACCAUGCAAUUGAAACGCAAUGGCACAACACCAAAAAAAUAAAUUUUUCUUUCUUAUAAAUCCUUUAAUAUUAUUUUAUUUAUAUUUUCUAAUCUCUCACUCGCUUUUAAAACGCAGCUUCAUUAGACCAAGUUUUUUUUCCCCAGAAAAACCAAAGAAAAUAUUACGCACCAAACGCACUUAAGAUUUGUUUAAAAAAAAAAAAAUCUCAUUUCGCAAAGUUAUCGGGAAUUUAUUUCGUGAAAACAGUGGCGUCAUCUCUCCUUCAUUCCCCCACUGAAAAAUAGGAAAAACUGGUGAGGAAAAAAAAAAGGGUGGAGGAUGGGGGAGUUUGUGUUAGUGGCGUCUGCUCGAUACGUUGACGGUAGGUUGGUCGAUUAGCCGUCCGACGAUUUUGACCCAUGUACACACACAGCCAGAAAGGAACACAGGAAAAAAAAAGCGAAGUGACUAUGAAGGAUUUUAAAAGGGAACAGGAAAGGAAUGAAAAGAUAAGCUAUAUUCCAGUAGGCUACUUUAUUUUUUAAAAUAAUAUGCUGCACUGUUUUUGUAUUUGUGAAAAAUUGAUCCAUUGCUAACUGCAGUCGAAAUACUUAUAAUACUACAUACAUAUAUGAAACAAUUUUUUAACAUAAAUAAAGUGUACUUUACUUUCAUUUUUAAUAUUUUUUUUUAUUAUUUCACCUCGCAUUUGAAUUUUUCAUUAAAAAUUUAGCAAUAAUUUUUUUUUAAAUUGUAAAAGUUAUUUCUUUGUGAAAUGGCGAUUUACCGAGAUAGGUGUCUGUCCAAACCCAUGCCUCUCCUUGUAGGCUUUUUGACUCUCGGUCUUUUGUCUAGAGGGCUUUUGUCUCUCCCCUUUGGUUUAAGUCGGAGAUUUAUUAUCCAAAGUUAUGCACUAACAAUACAUUUCCACUGAUAUCUGAAGUCCUACCCACUUUUCUCAUUAUGGGGGCUUUCGUCAUCCUUAAAAACAAUACUCUGGUGAGACUUUCUUAUGUGUUCAUGAAGCAGUAGAAGAGAUAACUAUGUGAGGAUAAUUGUAAACGUUUUCCAAUAUAAUCAUAUAUAGUACAGAUAAUGGACUGAUAAUGAGCGGCUAAUGGAUGGACAAUGAGCGGAUAAUGGAUGGACAAUGAGCGGAUAAUGGAUGGACAAUGGGCGGAUAAUGGAUGGACAAUGAGCGGAUAAUGGAUGGACAAUGAGCGGAUAAUGGAUGGACAAUGAGCGGAUAAUGGAUGGACAAUGAGCGGAUAAUGGAUGGACAAUGAGCGGAUAAUGGAUAGACAAUGAGCGGAUAAUGGACGGACAAUGAGCGGAUAAUGGACGGACAAUGAGCGGAUAGUGGUCGGGUAAUUUACGGAUAAUGUAAGAACAAUAAACCAUGCGAAAAAAAUUUAAAUGGGGUUGAAAUAAAAUUAGUGCCUACAGUAAAUAAUUGUCUUAUCAAAUACUUUUAAACUAAUACAUCAUCCUUUAUAUUCUAGGCCCUUGCAACAGAGGCAUGUGUUUGGGCUCUGUGGACUGCACACAAUUUGUUAGGAACAUGUUUCUGGUGCUGCCAGUAAUGUUGCUAUGGCCAAGACUUCUCUAGAGUCACCUGGAGAAUAAACAUAACCCAGGCUGCUCCCUCGAAAGAUGUAGAUCAUUGUAACAGGACAGCAGAAAAUAUAUCUUGUUUAUUACUUGACCCACAUAUUUUAUAUAUUAC